Aspergillus candidus is the source of this 1740-nucleotide messenger RNA. Its product is annotated as putative bZIP transcription factor. The record is from RefSeq and is a predicted model, not a curated record. Gene Ontology annotation, molecular function: transcription cis-regulatory region binding; DNA-binding transcription activator activity, RNA polymerase II-specific. The transcript is spliced from 4 exons. Gene Ontology annotation, cellular component: RNA polymerase II transcription regulator complex. The coding region runs from base 309 to 1511 and encodes 400 amino acids. Lineage: Eukaryota; Fungi; Ascomycota; Eurotiomycetes; Eurotiales; Aspergillaceae.
GGAUUUUUUGUGGUCAUUGUCAAUUCGCCAUCAUCGGGUUGCCGUGCUGGGGUUUUUUUUUGGCCUCUUUUUUUUUCUAUCUUUUUUUUUUCUCUUCCCCCCAUUUAAUAAAUAAGGGAAGAAAAAAAUAAAAAGGAAAAAAAAAAAAAUCCUCUUCCUUCCCAUUCUACCAUAGUCACUCUGUGGGUGUGGUAUCGGCGGGGAAUUGCAAUCGGAUUCAAUAUCAAGGGAACCCUCAAGAAAGAACACAGGAAAACUUGAGGAGGGCCAAUAGAGAAAAUUGCCCCUCUCAACCAUAUCGGUAAUCAAUGGUCUCUAUGAUCGAAACCUCCAAUUCUACACACAAUGACCCGGCCAUGGACCCGGUCGUGCCCAAACCAGAACCCCUUGCGGAGGGUUCCAUCAGUUCAGCGGUGUCAACCCCCGAUCCGGAGGGAGAAUUGAUGCCCCAGGAUGUGACCCAGACGCAAAAGCGAAAGGGUGGUCGGAAACCUAUCUAUGCCACUUCCGAGGAACGGAAGCAGCGUAACCGUCAGGCCCAGGCGGCCUUUCGCGAACGUCGCACCGAAUAUAUCCGCCAGCUCGAGUCCACCAUCAAGCGCAAUGAGGAAACCCUGCAGACCCUGCAGCAAAACCAUCGCACCGCCGCGGAUGAGUGUCUGAUGCUGCGCUAUAAGAACUCCUUGCUGGAGAGGAUCCUUUUAGAGAAAGGCAUCGAUGUCCAGGCCGAGCUGCGCUUGAAGACGGGCAAUCCCGGGGCCACGGCGGGUAAACCCAACCCAGUGGCUCCCAAACCGUCUGCGUCGCUGGAACGGGCCGCCGUGAAUCGGAACACGGCCCAGCGACAUCCUACCGGGAUUGCUCCGAAAGGGGACACGUUUGGCAUGUCACAGCAUCGGGAGGGCGCCUACGGGAUCCCAUCCCCACAGUUUCAGGCCACCCCGCCGUCACAUGUCUCGUCGCCAUCGCACACCAAGUCCCCGGGAUUCGCCUACCAGGGCGCGAUCUCCCCCGUUGCGAUCGACCCGCAGCAGGCUCAACAGCACGCCCAGCAGCGCACCCAGAUGUUGUCGCAUUCGCGGAACGUGAGCCAAACCUCGCCUCCCAUCAGCCUCGGCCAGCCCGACACGGCUGACCUCAAGGCUACGAUGCCGGCACAAUCUCGCGCAGCCCGGGUCGCAUCGGCCUACUAUCCAUCGCCCUUUCAAAAACACUAUGACCAACUAGAACAAGAAUACGACGCGCAGGCGGAUUUGCUCGAUGAAGAACAUGAGCCUACCUCGCAGUACAUGUCGGGCUUCAACCCCGGCGCCUCGGUUUCCUCCCUGGGAGCUCGUGGCCUGGCCCAGUUCAAUCCACCAGCGAGCGAAGGGUCUAACGGAGCAUACAACAACGCGAAUCCACUACUGGGGAAUUAUGAACCCAUGUUAGACACAGACCCGUUUGGACUGAGUGCCAGUAUGCAUUUUCAGACCCCAUUCAGUUACGAGCAAAACGGUGCACGUCCAUAACACUGGCAUGGACACGGUAUUCUCAGCAUUGAGCAAGCGACGACCGCUUGCCAUUUAAUUCAGCAACAGCAAAAGCAAAAAAAAAUUCCUCGAGUAAUCAAAGCGAAGAAAAAAUACCCCCUUCCUGUUUUUGUCAUGACGUCAUGCGUGACCGGAAGACAAAAGUUGAGGCUCUACAGCAUUGUUCGGCGUUUUUGUGGUUACUUUUUUUUUUUUCAUUCUUCCUUUA